AUGACAGUAGUUCAAGAUAAUACAAUUAAUAAUAACAAUAACAUGCAUUUAGAAGUUAAAAAUAAUUCAACAACAAAAUCUUUAUCAACUUCUCAAAUUAACGAAAAUAGUGAUACAAACGAUGCGUCAACAAUAAAUUCAGAUGCCUCAAAUGAUAAAAGUAUUGAUGACUCAAAAGAUAACGACAACAAGGGAAAUGAUCAUGAUAACAAGGAAAAUUUAGAGGAAACAAAUAUUGAAGAAGGUAAUACUACUGUAGAUACCAAUAUCAAUAUCACUAAUUCCACAGUUAGUUUCCGUGGAAGACCUUCUUCUUGUGUUUUCGUAGCAAGUUUAGCUGCUUCUUUGUCAGAUGAUGAACUAUGUGUCUCUGUCACUGAAAAUUUUAAACAGUACGGUAACUUAGCAAGAGUUAAAGUCUUAAGAGAUCCAGCUAAUAGACCAUAUGCCUUUGUUCAAUAUACUAAUGAUAAGGAUGCAAAGAAAGCUUUGAAAAAGGCACAGGGCUCGAUUUUGAAUGGUAGAAUUUUGCGUUGUGAACCUGCAAAAGUUAAUAGAACCCUAUUUGUAACCCACAGUUUGCCUAUAUCUUAUGUUGAUGUAGCUAAAAUGUGCGAAAAAUUCGGUGAAUUAGAAUUAUUGGUACCAAAUAGAGAAAAUAACCAAUAUGUUAAAAGAUAUUGUUAUCCAAUAGCCUCUGGUAAUUCUUGGUUUGUUCAAUUUGCAUACAGAGAUGAUGCUAUUAGAGCAUUCGCAAAUUUAAGAACUGAUGCAAAUUGGGAUGUUGAAUGGGUUCAAAAUAUUAAAGUAUCAAAACGUUAUAAUUUAUUGUUACAAAUUAAAAAAGAAAAUCAAUCUGAAAUAGACAAUAAUUCUAUUUUUAAAAAUUCUGAUGAUUUGAAUAAAGAUAUUGAUUCUUCAUCUAAAAAGGAUAUUAAAAGAUUAUCAAAUACCUAUCCUGUCCAAAACCAACAUAAUUUGAACUAUAAUUCAAACUCUGAGUCUGAACAAAUUACUGAUGCUGAUUCAGACACCACAAACGAAAAUAACGUCAUUGAGACUCAAAGUAUUGAGAAAAGUGGAAAUAACAUCGCAGAAAAUGAAGAUCAGCAAGACCAUGAGGAGAAUGAUAAUGAAGAUGACGAAGAUGAAGAUGAAGAUGAUGAUGAUGAUGAUGAUGAUGACGAGGAAGAUGAUGAAGAUGAAGAACAUCAAGAUCAUCUAGAAGACGAUGAAGAAGAAAGUGACGAUGACUCUAUAAUUACUAUUGAUAAAAAAUCAAUCUUCGUUGGACAAUUGGACCCUGCGACUACUAAAGAAACCUUAAGAGAAAGAUUCUCAGCUCAUGGUGAAAUUGUUGAUAUAAACUUGAUUGUUAAACCAACAAAUGUGUUUGCAUUUAUUCAAUACGAAACAGAAGAAGCUGCUGCUGCUGCAUUAGAAAGGGAGAAUCAUGCUAUUUUCUUAAAUAAAACAAUGCAUGUUCAAUAUAAAGAAAUUGGUGGUUUACAUGGUAGAAGAAAUUAUAGAAGAUCUUCGAAUUAUUUCAACGAUAGCAAUUCUAAGCAAUAUACUGGUCCUCAAUUUAACUUAGCCCCUCCCCCAAUUAAUAUGUUUAGAAGAAGAUCUCCAAUUGAAAAUGACCCAAUGUUGACUUAUUUACCACCUCCUCCUAUUCCAGGCUUAUCAGAGUUUGAAAUCAACCCUUAUUUGCCUUAUAUAAAGAAUUCUUAUUCAUACAAUAGAAAAUCGUUACCAACAGGUUGGAGUUCAACAAGAAAUUAUACCUAUAAAUCUGAAAAUGAUAUCAAUCCAACAAAUACCACCACUACGACAACAACUGAUGUUACAUCAGAGAUAUCUGAGUCUGCAGGUCAAUCAGGUUCAAACACAACAUAUAAUCAUUCAUCUGCUGGCAGUUUGAGUAAUAAUAAUAUUAAUAUUAAUAACGGUGGUAAUAAUAAUAGUAAUUCAAAUCCAAAUACUAACGUAAUUAAUAAUAAUUUGUCUAAUAAUAAUGGAAACAAUAGUAAGGGUAGUAAUUCCUCUAAUAGAAAGAAAUAUUACAAACGUAAUAAUGUUAAUUAUAAUGAACCAUUAAAGCCUUACUAUUUCCAACCUUAUUACUACCACCCAAUGCAUUACCCACUUGGUCCUAUGAAUCCAGGUAUUCCACCUCAAGCCUCUGCUGGAAAUCAUCCAUACAUGAUGUUAUACCCUAUACCACCUCCACCUCCUACAGGUUCAAUGAUGAGUCCACCUAUUCCAAUGGGCCAAAUGGGUACAAAUAUUCAUAGCGCUCCUUCACUACCUGAAAAUCAAUAUGGUCAGAAUGAAUCAGAAGGAUUCGUACCAGAAAAUAAAUCUUAUCAUUUAGAUUACUGA
Molecule: messenger RNA, 2385 nt
Organism: Vanderwaltozyma polyspora DSM 70294
Lineage: Eukaryota; Fungi; Ascomycota; Saccharomycetes; Saccharomycetales; Saccharomycetaceae
Gene: RIM4
Product: Rim4p
Exons: 1
Coding region: 1-2385 (794 amino acids)
Molecular function (GO): RNA binding
Source: RefSeq, a predicted model, not a curated record